ACGUCCCCCGCCGGCAGGUACCUCCGCGGCGAUGGCGUUGAUAUUGCUGAUAAGCUGAUAAGCUAUCGCUAACGCUGUACAGUCAGGCGGCUUACAACAGCGAACAGUCUACGAUCCGCGGCUUCCACAAUUGCGAGCCGCUGCUCGUUCGCUCAACGCCGCUUAGUAUCCGACUCCUCCACCGUGGGGUUCGUCAGGGUUCCGUCCCUCUCGCGGUGGAUCACUCCGUUCGUAUUGUUCACUUUCGAUUUUGAUGCAUACCACCACCACCACAGUCGUCAGGUCGUCGUCGUCGCCGUCGCCGCCGUCGUCGCCUUCCGUUAACGCGCUACGCGAUUUGCGUUGCGUUUCCGUGCGGCUGUCGUGCCGGCUAAACGCGUCCGUCCGAAUGCGUGCCGCGGCCCGCUGAUCGCCGGACACAAUGAACACGUUCCGCGUCAUUCGUCCGUCACCGCCGCAACCAGGCAACACAGCGACAACCGCGGCUCGCUAGUCUCGCCGCGUCGUCAACACACCCUCGGCAGUGCCGCCCCGUAGUACGCACAUAUUGUUCGGGAGAUGUGGAUAGCAACAUGGUAUUUGAGCCUCGUCUUGUUCUCGUGUCCCAACUGCUUGUACCUUUGCAUCGGACGCGCAACAGCACAAUCCAACAACAUUACAACGACCACGAUCACCACCACUACCACCAUCCCCAACACCACUACUGUCGCGACCGCCACUACUACGGCUAUCUUGCAUCCAGUGAUUACUAUAAGCAAGCCACAAAAUUUAAGUGUUGUUAAUGUAACAAGUCGAUCAAUUACAAUCACAUGGCUUGCACCAAGUGAUGGUAUAGCUGCAGUAAUGAAUUAUAGCCUUUAUUAUACAAAUGGUAACAGUACAUAUAUAAAGCCACUUGCAAAUAUUAAUACGUUUACAAUACCUAAUCUUGAACCUUUUACUGAGUAUCAGAUAUACCUGGAAGCUAAAGGCGAAAAAAAUAGAGUUAGUGAACGUUCGAAUAUGAUAACUCAAUUCACUGAUGUUGAAGGCCCAGGUCCUCCAAUAAUUAUGAAUGCUACAUGUAUACCAGGAACUAGUGGAACAUCUAUUUUCUUACAAUGGGCUUCACCUGAACAUUUUUAUAAAUCUGUUGAUCAAUAUAUUAUACAUAUUACAGAACCUAAUUUUGUAAAGAACAUUACUGUUUUAUCACCAAAAGUUGGUCUAAAUUUAAAUUAUAAUGAAUAUACUGUUAACAACUUAACAGACAAUACAAUGUAUGAAUUAAGAAUAUUUGGAGCGACUCAUAGUUAUCUCAGCACUAAUUUAAUUGAAGGUCAAGGUUCUGAUUCUCGUUCAGUAUACUUGCAUAAGGAUUGUGAUAUCAUACCUAGUUUAAAAAACAAUCAUUCCACUAUUGAAAGUACAAAAUCACUUUUGAUUGGUUUAUGUUGUGUAUUUGGAUUACUUUUCAUUGUAGCUGCUGUAUUAUUUUGGCAAUGCCAUCCUGUGUGUAGGGUAUACUUUCAUGCAGCUUAUUAUUAUCUGGAGGAUCCACCAUUUGUAUCAUAUACUGUACCAACAUUACCAAAUUCUGAUUGGUGGAAACAUAAAGAAGAAUCACAUGUUGUAACAGUGGAUGAUUUUGCAAGGCAUGUUGCUAGUUUACAUGUUGAUGGGGAUAUCGGUUUUAGUAAAGAAUAUGAAAUCAUUCAGGAAGAGUCUAUGAAUUUUGAUUUUUCCACUGAAGCAUCACAAUUACCAGAAAAUAAAUCAAAAAAUCGAUACCUCAAUAUUGUUCCUUAUGAUCAUAGUAGAGUUAAACUUCAUGUGAACAGUAUGCAAGGAAGUCAUUCUGAUUACAUCAAUGCAAAUUAUAUUAAUGGUUUUGAAAAAGCUAAUGCAUACAUUGGUACACAAGGCCCAUUACCAUCGACAAUUAUUGAUUUUUGGCAAAUGAUUUGGGAACAGCAUGUGCAUGUUAUUGUGAUGAUAACUAAUUUAGUAGAACGCGGUCGGAGAAAAUGUGAUUUAUAUUGGCCUAAUGAAGUUAUAGAAACAUAUGGUUUUAUUCAAGUUAAAUUAUUAAAAGAAGAACUAAUGGCUAUGUAUACAGUUCGCACAUUUCAAGUGCAACAUAUAAGGGCUAAAAAGAAAAAGAAUUCGCCCUUGGGUAGAACUAUAUACCAAUAUCAUUACACUAAUUGGCCUGAUCAUGGAACACCUGACCAUCCUUUACCAAUUUUAAGUUUUGUAAAUAAAUCAGCUGGAGCUAAUCCACCUGAAGCUGGUCCUAUUGUUGUUCAUUGCAGUGCUGGUGUUGGUAGAACUGGUACAUACAUUGUAUUAGAUACUAUGCUUAAACAAAUUAAAAGUGAAAAAGAAGUGAAUAUAUUUGAUUUUUUAAAGCACAUUAGACAGCAACGUAAUUUUUUAGUUCAAACUGAAGAACAAUAUAUAUUUAUCCAUGAUGCUUUGUUAGAAGCUAUAAAUUGUAUGCAUGCUAGUAUUAAUAAAAAAACCUUAAAAAGUUAUCUCCAAACAGACAUAUCUGAUUGUAAAAUAGCAUCUUUUGCAACUGAUUUUGAAAAACAUUACAAGAUGAUAACUUCAUUUAUCCCACAAGAAUAUUUAUUACUUUCGGCAAAUAAACCAUUUAAUCGAAAUAAAAACAGAUCUCAAGAAUUUAUCCCUGUUGAAAAUUCCCGAGUGCAUUUAACACCAAAACCAGGAGUUGAAGGAAGUGAUUAUAUUAAUGCAUCAUGGAUUAUUGGCUUUAGACGAUUAGGUGAAUUUAUAGUGACACAACAUCCUCUACAAAAUACCAUUCUAGAUUUCUGGCAAAUGCUCUGGGAUCAUAAUGCACAGACAGUUGUUAUACUAACUGAUAUGAGUGAAGAUUCGGACUCACUUGUUACAUUUUGGCCCGUGGAUUCUACUACAACUUUAGAUAGUGAUAAUUUCAAAGUUAAGAGUAUUCAAGAAGAUAAAAUAGGAAAUGAUUAUGAAACAAGAGAUCUUGUAAUUCAGUCAGUACAGGAUGAUUUUAUGCUUCCUGUUAGAUUAAUACACAGUAAAUAUUCUGUUAGAGAAUUAUCUUCAUUGAUCAAAUUACUAGAAAUUGUACAAAUGUGGCAUUUAGAAUAUCAAAAUGGACCUAUCAUUGUAGUGGACAAAUUUGGUGGAACAGAUGCAGCAAUAUUUUGCUGUUUAACCACUAUUGGUAAACAACUACAGCAUGAAAACUUAGCAGAUAUUACAUUAUACGCCAAACUUUAUCACAAUCAAAGACCAGGAAUUUGGAAAGAUAUAGAAAAUUAUUUGUUGUUAUACCGUGCUUUGGAACUUAUGUCUGGAGGAAACUGUUUUAAUGUAUUACCUUCAAGUUCUAUUACUAGUAUAAAUAAUGUUGCAAAUGGUAGUCAAAAUUCACCUACUUUACCAAAUGGAAAUGCUCUCUCACCAAAUAAACAAAAUGGAAUGCUAAUAUCCUAAUUCUAAUUAUUUAUUAUUCCAAUGAAGAAUGCAAUUCGUUUAUAGCAGUGCCAUAAUUUCUAAUUUUCAUGUAUAUUAGUUCCAUUAAUUAAUGUACUAAAAUAUA
Molecule: messenger RNA, 3583 nt
Organism: Sipha flava (yellow sugarcane aphid)
Lineage: Eukaryota; Metazoa; Arthropoda; Insecta; Hemiptera; Aphididae
Product: tyrosine-protein phosphatase 99A-like
Exons: 15
Coding region: 559-3477 (972 amino acids)
Biological process (GO): protein dephosphorylation
Molecular function (GO): protein tyrosine phosphatase activity; protein binding
Source: RefSeq, a predicted model, not a curated record